AUGACAAUUCGGACGAAUCUCACUUCACGCAUACAUGACGCACAACAAGAAGCCCUUAAGAAGGAAAAUCAUAAGGCUGAAUAUCUCCGAGGCAUGGAGAAGAAGUUGAUGUCAAAUGAGGAAGGAAUCUUAUACGUUAUGGGACGCAUUUGGGUUCCACUCUAUGGCGGGAUUCGAGAGGUUAUCUUUGACAAAGCUCACAAGUCGAGGUACUCGAUUCACCCAGGAUCGGACAAAAUGUACCAAGACUUGAAAGAGUAUUAUUGGUGGCCAAAACUCAAAAGUGACGUAGCCGUUUAUGUUGGAAAAUGCCUAACCUGUGCUAAGGUCAAGGCUGAAUACCAGAAACCUUCUGGUCUAUUGCAACAACCUGAAAUACCCUCUGCACACUUCCUGCCAAUUCGAGAGAAAGAUAGCACUGGAAAAUUGGCAGAAUUGUACCUUAAGGAGAUAGUGGCACGUCAUGGAGUGCCUAUCUCGAUAAUCUUAGACAGAGAUGGACGGGAUGGUUGUUUCAAUGAUGAGCGGUGGUGGAGGUUGAAUUUGAGAGCGUGUUUGGUGGAGAAGAGUGGUGGUGGUGUGGUGGUGGUAGUGAGGUAUGGAGUGCGUAGGAUAACUGUGGAGAGGGAUGAAGACGCCAUUGGAGUAGAGGUUGCAGAUAGGGAAGAAGAAGAAAGGGGGUGGGGGGAUAGGAUAAGGGGAUUUAGAGGUUUUGGACCAUUUUGCCCCUGA
Molecule: messenger RNA, 732 nt
Organism: Helianthus annuus (common sunflower)
Lineage: Eukaryota; Viridiplantae; Streptophyta; Magnoliopsida; Asterales; Asteraceae
Exons: 3
Coding region: 1-732 (243 amino acids)
Source: RefSeq, a predicted model, not a curated record